AUGUUUCAUCUAGCGUCAUCAUUGUACACUCAAUACACCAAACGAGAACAAUACAAUGUUCUUAUUCUAGGAUUAGACAAUGCUGGGAAAACGUCAUUUCUUGAGCAUAUAAAACUACUAUACCCAUCAGCAACUGCAUCCUCAUCUGACAAGAAAUCGCAUAGUUUAACAGCUAAUAUGAAGAAUGGAAGUAGUGGUGACUCCAAUGACAAUACAAAUACUGAAUCAAGUCCACAGCGAUCAACAACAUCCAUUUUAAAGUCCAAACGAAUCUUGCCUACUGUGGGACAAAAUACCACCACAAUCAAAUUUGAAGCUUCAAAUAAACUGUCACCGUUUGCAUCACAGUUCAAAAAUAUCAAUUUAAAAUUUUGGGACCUAGGUGGUCAAAAAUCACUCCGUAACAUGUGGUCGAGAUAUUUCAAACAAUGCCAUGGAAUAAUAUUCAUCAUAGAUUCAACUGAUACUGAACGGUUUCAAGAAUGUUAUGAAACCUUGAUUGAAAUUGCCCAUGACGAUAGUUGGCUUUUGCUGGAAGCGAACGAAAAUGGGGCAUCCAAUCCAGAUUACGAACAAACUAUAGGAUUAGAUGGUACGGUAAAUGUACCUAUUCUAAUGCUUGCAAAUAAACAAGACUUACCACAAGCAGUUGAUUUGGUGAGUUUGAAAACUGGUGUUUUUAUCAAAUUGGUUAGUGAGUUGGAAGCUACUGAUUCAAAGCUUUUGCCUGUAAGUGUGUUGGAAAAUCAAGGAUUGAAGGAAAGUUUAGAAUGGUUGGUGACACGAUUGAUAUAUAAUAAAGGAAACAAAGUUCCACAGUAUAGUUAG
This is a messenger RNA of Lodderomyces orthopsilosis Co 90-125, 828 nucleotides long. It is a transcript of the gene ARL3, whose product is annotated as Arf family GTPase. Bases 1 to 828 code for a protein of 275 amino acids. Gene Ontology annotation, biological process: intracellular protein transport; Golgi to plasma membrane protein transport; protein localization to organelle. Lineage: Eukaryota; Fungi; Ascomycota; Pichiomycetes; Serinales; Debaryomycetaceae. The record is from RefSeq and is a predicted model, not a curated record. Gene Ontology annotation, molecular function: GTP binding; GTPase activity. Gene Ontology annotation, cellular component: Golgi apparatus. The transcript has a single exon.